AUAUCCGAUCCCCAAAGUGAACGAAAUUUCCCCGUGCUCUUUUCCCCUCUUCCGCUCCCCACCGAAAGCUCGAGCAGCACACCGGCAACGGAAAAGAAAGCGACACCCACACGAGCGCGCGCCGGACAACUUGUCGAGGAGGCCAUGCAGGACGGCGGCGAGGUGCUCCUGGACGGCGGCGAGGUGCUGUUCCUGGACGGCGCCGGGGAGGUCGUCGUGUCCAUCGGCCGCAGCGACCUCUCGCUACAGCCCCUCCAUCCGGAACUGUUCUCUUCAUGUUGGUCAUCCAUUACAAUGCAGCCUAAAUUAGACAACAAAAUCAAGUUUUCAGAUGUUUACGCCAUAGAGCUGCUUGAUAAGGGUCCUAUCUGUGGGCCUUGGAACACAAGAACUGCUAUUCAAGGCAAGAAAAAUAUUGAGAUGCAUCGAUUUGUUGUACAUGGGAUUACCAGAACAAGAAAACGUCCUUCUCCAUUGGUACCUUGUGAAUAUAUUUUUGGUCACGGAGACUUGAAGACCUGCAAAAUUUGGUUUGAUCGUCUCAUGGCUUGCAUAAACAAUGAAGGCGAUAGACCAAAGAACCUGAUGGUAUUUGUUCAUCCAUUAUGUGGAAAAGGUAGAGGGGUCAAGAAUUGGGAAACAGUAGCCCCAUUAUUUGAUAGAGCGAAAAUAAAAACAAAGGUUAUAGUGACAGAUAGAGCAGGGCAUGCAUACGACACGCUAGCAUCAUUAUCAGAUAUAGAACUCAAGGCACUUGAAGGUGUUGUUGCAGUGGGUGGUGAUGGUCUAUUUAAUGAAGUUCUGAACGGGAUACUUAGUUCAAGGCACAAGGCUUCUUAUCCUCCAACUCCCGAGGGGUUUGGAUAUUUUGGGAGCAAUGGAAACUGUAAAGAACAGGCAAAGAAUGGGCUAAACUGUAGUAUGCCCAUACCAGAUUCUGUGAAUACCAUGUUUCCAGGGAAUUCAAGUAAAUGUGAUGACCAUGAACCUCUUCUUUCAACUUCACAACCUACAGGACUAGAGAUACCAUCAUCAAAUUCUAGUAAAGAACCAUGCAUUGGAGAUAAGGAUCAUUUAGUCUCCUUCCCAAAUGACUGGUUCAGGCUUGGCAUAAUUCCUUCUGGCUCAACUGAUGCUAUUGUUCUCAGCACAACUGGGGAGCGAGAUCCUGUGACCUCUGCUCUGCUUAUUAUUCUCGGCAGAAGGAUGUCACUUGAUAUAGCUCAAGUAGUCAGAUGGAAAAGUAGCCCAACAGCUGAGGUCUUGCCUACUGUACGCUAUGCCGCUUCAUUUGCAGGAUAUGGCUUUUAUGGAGAAGUUAUCAGGGAGAGCGAAAACUACCGGUGGAUGGGUCCUGCACGUUAUGACUUUUCUGGAACAAUGGUCUUUCUGAAGCAUAGGUCGUAUGAGGCAAAGGUUGCUUUUCUUGAGUCUCCAAACACUGAUUCACUUACAGAAUCAGCUGAGGAUGAUGUAACUGGAGCACAACCACUACGAUUUCGUCAAAAGAGACCUCGCAAAAUAAUCUGCCGAACAAAUUGCUUUGUAUGCAAGGAGGCUUCAACAUCUGGACAAAAUUCAGAGGAUGAGAUUGCAGACAGCUCCAGAACAAUAUGCAAGAACCCAAAGUGGGUCUGGUCCGAAGGACGUUUCCUCAGCGUUGGUGCAGCUGUCAUUUCAUGCCGUAAUGAAAGAGCACCUGAUGGCCUGGUAGCUGAUGCACACCUCUCGGAUGGUUUUCUUCAUCUUCUUCUCAUCAGAGACUGCCCUCUUCCCCUUUACUUGUGGCAUCUAACACAGUUUACCAAGAAGGGUUUAGACCCAUUGAGCUUCAAGUUUGUGGAGCAUCACAAGACACCAGCAUUUACCUUUAUCUCAUCACAUGACGAAAGUGUCUGGAACUUGGAUGGAGAGAUUUUUCAGGCGUGUGAGGUCUCAGUCCAAGCUUGCCGGGGUCUUGUCAACCUCUUUGCUUCUGGCCCAGAAGUGUAGUAAUGCCGCUCGUAAGUUCCUUGUUGCAUGAAGGAAGAUCCGCCAAGAGUUCAUAUUUUUAUGUAGAGAGGUGUCUUUAUUUAACUCUUGUAUGUUGUACACUCUUUAUUUGUAUUUAUAGAGAAUUAGAAUACUUUACCCAUAGAUAUACUGUGGUGUGGAAACUACAGCCCAUUUUUUCCCAACAUUGUCACACUUUGACUUAUCUAAAAGAAUUGUCUAAGUCAUUGAUAUGUA
Molecule: messenger RNA, 2229 nt
Organism: Setaria italica (foxtail millet)
Lineage: Eukaryota; Viridiplantae; Streptophyta; Magnoliopsida; Poales; Poaceae
Product: ceramide kinase
Exons: 13
Coding region: 145-1992 (615 amino acids)
Molecular function (GO): kinase activity
Source: RefSeq, a predicted model, not a curated record